Coffea arabica (coffee) is the source of this 3731-nucleotide messenger RNA. RefSeq names its product WRKY transcription factor 22. Gene Ontology annotation, cellular component: nucleus. Gene Ontology annotation, molecular function: DNA-binding transcription factor activity; transcription cis-regulatory region binding. Gene Ontology annotation, biological process: regulation of DNA-templated transcription. NCBI's taxonomy places the organism in Eukaryota, Viridiplantae, Streptophyta, Magnoliopsida, Gentianales, Rubiaceae. The record is from RefSeq and is a predicted model, not a curated record.
CCUAUGCCAGGUACCAGCAAAGCCGAAUCUGCGAGCCAUGCCCUUUCGUUCUUUCUGUAGUAGCUGCUAUUUGUUUCCCUUCUGCUAGAAAUUGACCCCUCUUAGGAUCUACCACCACCGGUUACAAGAUUACCAUAUCUUUGGCUUUAGCAUUUGAUUUUGGUUGAACCAGGACCAUCUGAGAUGCGAACCCUCUAACAAAGUAGAGGAUCAAAACAGCAUCUUUAGAAUAGAGUAAGCCUCUGGCAGCUCUAUGGGUCUUGACUACAUCGAGGGGAACAAGGGCUAUGAAAGAAAAACCAACAUAAUCGAUCUUUCAGCAUCUUCAAACCGACGUAACGAAAAUCAAAAGAGGUCUGUCAAAUGCCCCAUUUUCUUUUGUUUUGCUUUUGGAUUAUGUCAUAUGUUUUUCUUGUUUGCCGUAGGAUGCCCAUAAAUUCUAACUUUUCUCAUUAAUUUAAACUUUAGUCUGUACAAUUAACAAAUAAUUGUACGUAUGCACAGGCCAUUACAUUGCUUUUCCAUCUUAACCAAGGAUAUUUGCAUCGAUAGGCCUGCCUGCGCUAAGCAAUUCCUAGUCGGAACGAAUGGUUAUGUGCUUGUGUUUUCAGACUUCGGCUUGCCCUUUUACUAUUUUUUUUUUUUUUUUUUGUGUUUUAACCACUCCAAAAUUCUUUUGGACGCGGACCAUAUUCCUUGAGAGCCAGCAAAUUCUGGAAGGGAUCAUGAUGGCAUGACGCAAGUCAUAGAAAAUUGGAAUCUUUCCUCCACUGUUUCGCGAAAAGUGGCCAUCACAGUGGGAGCAUUUGCCAACUUGGGGUUGAACUGGGGAGGGUGUAAAAGUUUCUCCAAACAUAUCAUUGGAGGUUUUUGGAGGCUGGAGCUCUAUUUUCACAAUGAUAUAUAUAUGGUAGUAUAACAAAUAUACGACUGCAGAAGUUAAGCUCAAAAAUUUGGUACACAAUUCGGCUAAAAGUUGCAUGAUGCACAAUUCUAUUGUUGCACAAGAAAAGUAGAUCAAUUAAUCACUGUGCUUUGCUCAAUGGCUACCACCAAAGCCUGUAAGAUUUGACGGGGCGGGAGAUCAAUGACUCAAAAUUUGUCCCACCAUCUAUCACUAUAUGUGAUCUGUCACUUUAAAUGAUUCCAGACGGACGGUGGUGAUGGUUUUUUCUUGGUUUCUUCAGGCCUCCCUUCUCAUAGUAUAGAAUAAAUAUAUGUCUAUCGUGUCUCAAAAAAAAAAAAAAGAAAGAAAAGUAGAUCAAUUGAAAUUUUAUACCCAGAACGAAAUAUUCUUACAACAAUAAGGUCUAUACGUCUCAAACAUUAUUAUUCCCACACAAUCGAUAAAUUUGCACGCUUGGAAGAUUAAAAGCGCAAAGUCCUGUGCAGGUUGAAGUUGUACCUGCCUAGGCCAGGAGUAUGGCAUUAGGACACGCCUUAUCAACUCCCAGCCCCCCACUUUGACGUUGCUGCAAAGUCAAUCUCAGAAGCUCAAGGCAUAUCUUAUUCCAUAUCAAAGAUGCCAAAGCGCUGACUCCGGAACCACUUUGCUUCUCUCCAUCGACAGACAGAGACAAUGUGGAAAAUCUUUAUAUUCCUCUUCGGGUAUAAAUAGACAGAGAGAUACCAGUGGCAACAAAAGAAUCAAGGUCAGAGCCUGUCUCUGUAUCUUUUGCUUCUCUUCACCCCACUCCUCCAUUCUAAUAGGCUCCCCCUGCAUUUGCAUUAUUGAUUAUACUACAAGAUUAAAAAUCUCUUCCAAAAGUCAGCGCCGUCCUCCUCGGGCCCCCUCUGAUUUUUCCACCUUUUGUCUCCCAUCUCCAAUUUGCAAAAUGCUACAGUACGCUAGUGGACAGGACAACACUGAUGAUUUUUAGCAUUAAGGAAAAAGGGGAAAAAAUAAAGCCUGUGCCCGUGCCCGUGCCCGUGCCCGUGCCUGUGCCCCUUUGUCUGUUUGUAGUUUUUUUUGGACUCUGAAGCCAAGCGUAAGCAGAGUGGUGGGAUUGGAGAACUGGAGGUGUGUGCACUAAGUAGUGUAUAUCCCGGCCCUGAUGAAUCGUUCAACAUAUGGCUGAUGACUGGGACUUGUAUGCGGUGGUGAGGAGCUGCUUCAACGCCGCUGCUACAUCAACAGCCUCCUCAUCCACUACGACUGACGCCGCCAUAGCCCCUGUUGAGAACAGCAGCCUGCCAUCGGGGGAGACGUCGUUGUCGGCGUCAUUCCUAGCUUCCCCUUCAUUUCAAAGUGGCCACACUUCAUCUGAUUUUCCGGGCUUUGCAAAUCACACGAGGGACUCCUUUCGGGGACUCGAAGAAAUUUACAAGGAACCGUACGAGGAUAUAGUACAAUCUUUCGUCGACCUUAAUUCACACGCUCAGCACAUCCAAGCAAUCCAAGGCCCUGGAUGCACAGCAGAUCAGACACCUCAACAGCAACGGAUAUAUGGACAACCACAGCAGCUGAUGCAGCAACCGCAAAGAUAUUCACACCUCAGCCGUGAGAUGUUUGUUGGUGCUUCCCUUUCUUUUCCAUCUACAAGUCCUCAGCCCGAAAGGCCGCGAAGAAGGAAAAACCAGCAGGCCAAGAGGAUUCAACAAAUGACACAAGAAGAAUUAUCAGCUGAUUCAUGGGCCUGGAGAAAAUACGGUCAAAAGCCAAUUAAAGAUUCCCCGUAUCCAAGAAACUACUACAGAUGUAGCACCUCGAAAGGAUGUACAGCGAGGAAACAAGUGGAGCGAUGCCCUGCGGAUCCUAGCAUGUACGUGGUCUCAUACAGCGGGGAACACUCGCACCCCCGUCCUACGCACCGGAGCUCCCUCGCUGGUACUACCCGCAGCAAAGUACCUCCCGCUGCCGCUGCCGCCGCCAGGCCCCCCACCACCACCACCGCUACUACUACUUCCACCACUAAUAUCCAUAACAUUGCCUCCUCAUCAAUAGCUUCUUGUUCUUCAUCAUCUCCAGCCUCUGCUUCCAGUUUCUCUCCAACCGCCACGCCCAUAACAGAAGGCGACAGUGGCGUAGACGAAAAUGUGGAUCAAGAGACUGCAGAUAACGAAAACAACAACAGCUACGGCGCAGAAUUAUUAUUGUCAGGGGAGGAGGAGGUAGAGGGGUGGGCGGAUGAUGGUGAUGACGAUGAUGAAAAUGAUGGCGAUGGGAACGGGGAUGAUGAUAUUCUCAUUCCUAACUAUGCUCUCGUGAAUGAUGAUCGUUUCUUCAAGGGCUUGCAUUUUAAGAACUAAAGUCUGAAGUGGUAGCCUGGUGAUAACUCGCAGUCGUACGUGACGUGGUAGUGAAGAUUUUGUUCUCAUCGCCUGCUGCGACGGCUGCUUAGUAGUUGGCCCGGGAACUUCGAGACAUUUGGACUUGGACAUCCGCAAGCUGUUGCUUGCUCAGUGGCCGGCUGCCCAAUUAAUGAGGUGAUCCUGAAAGAAAUAAAACUGUGUUUAUCCUCCACCCAACUUUCUUGUUUUCUUUUAGCCUGUGAUUCCUUUGGAUUUGUGACUUCAGCUUUGUCAAAGUAUUAGCAGCUUAUAAAGAUCAGUCGGUCGUGUGCUUGUUGGGUGAAGUUUUGUAUAGAAUAAAAGGUGCCCAGCCACGAGCCAACCAUCCCAUGGAGUCAAAUUUUGAGUCUGUCCUGGAAUUCCUAAAAGAGACGAUUCUAUCUUUCAUCAUCGUUGAGGAGCUCAUGGGACAAACAUUCCCCGCAAUUUCACCUGGAAAA